This is a messenger RNA of Anguilla rostrata (American eel), 5088 nucleotides long. It is a transcript of the gene sgcd, whose product is annotated as sarcoglycan, delta (dystrophin-associated glycoprotein). The transcript is spliced from 10 exons. The coding region runs from base 630 to 1550 and encodes 306 amino acids. The record is from RefSeq and is a predicted model, not a curated record. Lineage: Eukaryota; Metazoa; Chordata; Actinopteri; Anguilliformes; Anguillidae. Gene Ontology annotation, cellular component: sarcolemma; sarcoglycan complex. Gene Ontology annotation, biological process: heart contraction; cardiac muscle tissue development.
GAAUCCCGAGGCAUCCCAAGGCAUUCGGCCUGACUUUCUGCUUUCAAAACAAGUGGUUUAUAACGUAAACCAAUCAAACAGGUAGGCCAGUCACGUCGUACGCCAAUCAACAGUGAGAUUGACCUUGAGCGAGGUGCGUUGAGAAAGAAAGUUUGUGGCAAACAAAGUACUGGCUCAGGCGCUAUGUAAUGUUAAAAAGAAGAAAAAACUAGUAGAAUGGACUAGGGAUCGCUCUAAAACUAAAACAAACACCAGAGCACAAUUCGGAAAGUGGCAAGACCGCGGAAUCGAGUGCUGAAGCCGGACGCUGAGCUCCCAUUGCUUCUUCUGGACCGAAAGUGAAAUGGAAUGCACACAAAAACAAAGGAACACCUUGGUCAGCUCACAGCGUGAUUUAAACCUUAAAGUCCUGGGAAGCAGCUGGACCCUAACGUGGCGGGAGAGCCGCGGUCCCGGGAGGACGUCCCGGCGUGGCGGAGAAGGCUAAUAAAACAGAGCCGAGCCGGGGGUCUGGAAUUCUGUGGGAAGGAGGCACUGUGGAAUACCGGGGUCCGGAAUUCUGUGGGAAGGAGGCACUGUGGAAUAUCGGGGUCCGGAAUUCUGCGGGAAGAAGGCAGUGUCACAUUUCCAUGCGGAAGUCCAGGAGCAUGCUUUGCUGGUGGAAGUGGGAAAAACAGCCUCAGAUGACCCAAGAACAGUGCACUCACAGGAACAAUGUCCAGAGCUCAGAGAAACCGCACGUGUACAGAGUGGGGAUUUACGGAUGGCGGAAGCGUUGUCUUUACUUCUUCGUUCUCCUCCUCAUGUUCCUGAUUCUCAUCAACCUCGCUUUGACCAUCUGGAUCCUCAAAGUCAUGAGCUUCUCAACAGACGGUAUGGGCAAUUUAAGAAUCACAGAGAAGGGCCUGAAGCUCGAAGGGGACUCCGAAUUCCUCCAACCUCUGUAUGCCAAAAAAAUCGAGUCCAGACCAGGCACCCCUCUGUUCCUCCAAUCAUCCAAAAAUGUCUCUGUCAACAUUUUAAAUGGAAAUAAGCAGAUGGUCACGCAACUCGUUGCAGGGUCUAAGGGAGUGGUGGCUCAGGGGAAGAUGCUGGAGGUCCGGUCCAACACGGGGAAGCUGCUCUUCUCCGCAGACGACCACGAAGUAGUGGUGGGGUCUGAGCGGUUACGAGUUAUGGGAGCUGAGGGAGCGGUGUUCACCGGUUCCAUAGAAACUCCUCACGUCCGAGCCGAACCGUUUAAAGAGCUGCGGCUGGAGUCCCCGACCCGCUCCCUGUUCAUGGAGGCCCCUAAAGGGGUGCAGCUCCUGGCGGAGGUGGGGGACAUCCAGGCCAUAUGCAAGAACGAGCUGCGCCUGGAGUCCAAGGAUGGAGAGAUCAUCCUGGACGCCCGUGAGAUUCGGCUGCUCAGACUGCCGGAGGGGAAGGCCUCCGUGACCGCGUCCCGGCAGACCGUGUUCGAGGUGUGCGUGUGCUCCAACGGGAAGCUCUUCCUCUCCCAGGCCGGGACGGGCUCCACCUGCCAGAUCAACAACAGCGUUUGCCUCUAGAGGGCAGCAGCAAACCGGCACCCGUUCCGGCAGGAGCUGAGGGGAGGAGCCUCGGCGGUUGCUAAGAGACACUCUGAGUGACAGCUUUUCUCCCCCCGAACCGACCUGAGAUCAGUUUCAGCACCAGAACGACUAGGGUGAUCACCGUGUCGCUAUAGUUACGAAUCACACACACCGUGCACAUGCACACCCCUGCCCCGCCCCCGCCCCCUCCCCCCCCCCCCGAGAACACGCCGGAACACCCUUCCGACGAGAGGUUACUCUUUCAUUUCCUCCUGUGCAGAAGGGGCGAAUAUUUCUUCCUUCUUAAUCUGAUUUAUUUGUCAUGGACUUUUUUUUUUUGUUUGUUUUUAUUUGCUUUUAUUUUGACUUUUUUUCCCCUCCCCUGAGAUAACGUUUCUGUGGGUUACCACCUAGGCCACCGUUAACGCCUGUUUUGAAACAUCGUUUAAUAGCUGGAAAACGCAGCAGCGUCGCGGCUAAAUGUUGUUUGUUGUUGUUUCACAGCAGUUGUCGAAGGACAGCUGUGGAACACAGCUGCAGAACUGGGUAAAAAAAAAUUUUCAUAAAAAUCACAGAAUCUUAAAAUGGCGUACGGCUGAACUAGAGUCAAAAUGAACCGACUGAGGCCGUGCAGAUUUAUACACACGUUUAUGUACAAACUCUCCUGAGCUCCCGUAGCGCGUGGUCCUUCCGAAGCGGUCUCCCUGUCCUUCCCCGUACUGGGACAGACCCGAAUCGACCCGCUCUGUUCAAAGAGGGAACAGAACUGAAUCGACCCGCUCUGUUCAAAGAGGGGACAUUGCCUGUGCCUUAUUUCCCUGCACUGGAGGCAAGGAGAAGCACAUUGCCGGCUUUUUGUCAAAGAGUACAUCUUUUUCAUCGGUUUUUUUUUUUUUUUUUUUUUUGUGUGUGCAAAAUUGUCGGAAUGCAAAGAUCUCAGCCCAAACCUCUGUUGUCUGUCACAACUUUUCUAAAGCAUUUUAUUUCCUCCUCUAGUUCGUUCUCCCUCAUUUUCUCCACCUUUUUACGGUGCUCUGAAUUAAACACAGGAGCGAUUCUCAUGAAGGAAGAAAAGGGAGACUUUAAGGGAUUCGUUCGUUGAAGAUUCGUUCAUUUGGCCGCUGAACAGAGCAGCAUCUUUUUUAUACAGUUCAAGUGUAGAUACUCAUAAUCAUAUUUAUGAAUAAACGAAGCUCACUGGAUAUACCGCAUUAUAAUUCCUGACGAGAACAACGUCCCCUUUUUUGAAAAUUAGCUUUUUUUAAAUUGAUGUCAAAGAAAACAAAAAUAAGUGCAUAUAAAUUUGUAACAUAAAUUGUUCUGCAGGUUAGCAUGUACAGUGUUGUAUACGGUGUCUGCCUGUCGAAAUAAAAUGCACUGAUUUUAUUUCACUCACAUUUUUGUAAAAUAGUCGCACCGAAGCGAACGGUGGACAAACAACUGACCGUUUCAUUUUUGUUUUGGGAAAUGAAAAUCUUUGCAUUCCCUGUUCGUUUGUGUGAGUGUGUUCUGCUAAGAGCUUUCAUAUCCAUCACAUUUAUUUUCCUUGUGUUUGGUGCAUUUUUGUAAUACCAUAACAAAAAAAAAAAAACUGCAAACCAAAAACUGGAAGGGCAGGUACGACUGGCCCGUUUGUGAAGGCUACAUGGCAUGCAUGGCGUGUGUGAUCUGAUGCUAACUGGAUUUUUGGAAAUUAUUGGGGUGCCGUGCGAAAAAAAAAAAGUGACUUAAAACUCCACUUUGCCUUUGGCUGCUUUAUUUAAUCUUUUUUAAAAAAAAUAUGUUAUACAAAGAAGCGUUUAAAAUCAUUCGCUGGGAAUCGUUUAUCGGGUAUCACGCAGUUGAUUUUGUGCCAGAGUCAUUACAGCUGUCCGUCUCAGUCACGGUAGUUGUCCUUUUGUCCAGUGGCAGCCAUUUUAUCUGCGAUAUAUUCAUAUACACACUCAAAAAUGUUUUCUUCAUUUCAACAACAUUAUAUAUGGCAGAGCUGUCCCCUUAAAGACGCUUGAGACCAUUUAAUAACCAGCUGUGGAUUUUACAGCCAUUCUCAAUUCAACAUGGCCGAAAGCCCUCAUAUUCACCUGUGGCUUAGUGUUGCUACAACUCUGAACCUGAAUAAUACUUUUAAAUCAUAACACUCACACGUACGCACACAUGUACACACACACAUACACACACACACACACACACACAUACAUACACACACACUCGCAUGCAUUCUCACACAGACGCACACACACACACGCCCUCACACAUACACACUCUGUGCACACAAACACACACACGAGGAUCCGCUUCCUGUAUUGAUGGCUAAUACCACAGAAAAUGUAAUCAAUGGUGGUAAUGAAGCUGCUCGCAGGGACUCUUUGUAUUCAGAGGGAGGGUCCCCUGUGUUUGAUACCGUUUCGAACCGAUUAGAUUUUUACACAAACGUGUUCCCUGAAAAUCAUUAUUGGGUCUUUUCCACGGAGGGUAAAGGCCCUGUCAACAGUGGGCUGUAAUGAGGCCUGUGAACUGUGUAGCAAUGCCAUACAGAAGGGCUGCUUCAACAGUCAAUCUGCUGGCUUUCAGUGGUGAAAGGCAGUCGUUUCUUUUCCUGGGUAAAUACACUUUUUUUUUUGCUGUGUUUCGAUGGAAAAGCCGAAUGAAUCAUCUCUGACCGUGGCCUAGUGAACGGCCACCGCAGUGCAACUGGAAAAGUUUGUUAUUUCGCUCGCUGGGUGAACGCCUCCAGUAGCCUGCUGGCGUAAAUUUGGCAUGAUCCGUUUCACCGCCACCGUCAGGACGGAGGCGAAACGAGAAAUACUUUGUGAAUUGUUUUUAAAAGGCAGAAUGGCAUUGCUGUGUGUCAUAGAGGAAGCCCCCAGACUUAAUUAAAUGUGUUUUAUGGGUAACGGCCUGAUUGGUGCAGAUUUGCCCAGAAGGAGUCGUAGCGAGUUCGCUCACCCACAGACUGACAGGAUGUCUGAGCAGGAUAGCCAUCGCUGUGUCCCUGUAGGCAGCCGCAGAGUCUGCUCGUCAGUCACGCAGAGGACGGCUGUCAUAAAUACCAUCCUGUGUGUUCGCUGACUCCUCAAGGAUCCAGCUACGUGCAGAUGUUUUUUUUGCUAGGCCUCUAAUAUGUUGGAUAACUUGCAUUAUCGCUUCCACCUGCUUUAUUUCAUUAAAGGUCAAUUUUAUUUCAUGUCUGUCGAGUGUUUCUAAAAAUAAUAAAACUUAGCAUGAUGGUUUUGUUUCGCGAGUUCACGUGUGUGAGAAAAAGUGUGGUGGCUUUGUGCGUUCCAGGCUUCACAAAAAUGUGUUACGUCAUGUGCCAAGGCAUUUAUUUCUUUCCUUCUUUCGCAUUUUAGUUUAUAGACAAGGAGCACAAAAAUGUAAAGAAUAUGUAAAUAAUCUUUUUUUUUUUUUUUUUUUUUUUUUUAAAGAUUUCACCCAGAAUGCACUUUGACCCCUGGCUCCAGGUGUGAGAUUGCAUGCCAUUCUGUCACAUGUACAAAAUUAAUGUAAAUAAAAUCCAACAAUUUGGUACAAUGAA